Pseudogymnoascus verrucosus is the source of this 2112-nucleotide messenger RNA. RefSeq names its product CTP synthase ura7. Gene Ontology annotation, molecular function: identical protein binding; CTP synthase activity. The record is from RefSeq and is a predicted model, not a curated record. Gene Ontology annotation, cellular component: cytoophidium; cytoplasm. Bases 762 to 1892 code for a protein of 376 amino acids. The transcript has 3 exons. Lineage: Eukaryota; Fungi; Ascomycota; Leotiomycetes; Thelebolales; Thelebolaceae. Gene Ontology annotation, biological process: pyrimidine nucleobase biosynthetic process; CTP biosynthetic process.
CACACGGCCUCGCUUGGGAUCUUCCAGGCAGUAUAUGAGAAUUUGACGACCUUCAUCUUUUCGAAGUUCGACAACACGACGCAUUUCAAGUGAAUAUACUAAGAUCUACCAAAAUGAAGUACAUACUGGUAUCAGGAGGUAAUCAGGCGGAAUUCCUUGCCUCUCAUAGAAGUUUCAAACCCAAGUGUAGGCGUGGUGAGCGGCGUUGGGAAGGGUUUAAUCGCAUCCAGUACCGGGCUGCUCCUCAAAACCAAGGGUCUAAGCGUGACAAUGAUCAAAAUCGACCCCUACAUAAACGUCGAUGCAGGAACCAUGGCGCCCAGGGAGCAUGGAGAAGUCUUCGUGCUUGAUGAUGGCGGGGAGGUCGAUCUCGACUUAGGCAACUAUGAGCGCUAUCUGAACAUCACGCUGACUCGGGAGCAUAACAUCACUACUGGGAAAAUAUACCAGCAUGUCAUUGAAGCUGAACGCCGGGGCGUGUAUUUGGGCAAAACGGUCCAGAUCGCCCCGCAUCUUGUCGACGCGAUUGCGGACUGGAUAGAGCGCGUGGCGCAGAUACCUGUCGACGAUACGAAGGAAGCACCGGAUGUGUGCGUGAUCGAGCUUGGAGGUACGGCAGGCGACAUGGACAAUGCACCGUUCCUGGAAGCCUUGAGGCGCCUACGAGGGAGAGUCGGGGAAGAUCAGUGGACGCACAUUCUCGUCACUUUUGUGCCUGUGAUAAUGAAUGAAGAGCGAAGACCAAACCUACGCAGGCAGCUAUGCGAGAUGUGCUUUCUACAGGCCUGAAACCCGAUUUGAUUGCAUGCCGCUGUGAAGUUCUCCUCGCAAAAUCGACUAUAGACAAGGUUGCUUCGUCAUGCGAUGUGAAGGUAGCUAACAUCAUCGCCGUCCACAAUGUUCCGUCUACAUAUCACGUCCCUGCCCUGUUGGAAGACCAAGACCUGCUCCCAUCGAUCACCAAACUCCUCCGCCUUGAUCUCCUGGAGAAGACCCCACAACAGACCGCGAAUGGUGCCAAAAUAUGGAAAGAUUGGAAGGCCUUGACUGCACCCCGAAGCGAAAAUUGUAAAACCGUAACAAUCACCCUGGUCGGUAAAUACACCACCUUUAUGGACUCUUACGUAUCAGUUCUCAAGUCAUUGGAGCACUCCGUCAUGGCGUGGGAACACAAGCUUAACCUCGUUGCCGUCGAAGCCUCACACUUGGAAAAGCCCGCUGAGGAAUCCUCACAGGAAGACUAUGACCUAGCGUGGAGCAAAGUCUGCUCAGCAGACGGCAUCCUCGUUCCAGGUGGGUUCGGUGAGCGCGGUACAGAAGGCAUGAUCGCAACUGCAAAAUGGGCUAGGGAAAAUAAAACCCCGUACCUAGGAAUAUGCCUGGGCAUGCAAGUAGCUGUCAUUGAAUUCGCACGCCACAUGUGCAACAUCCCCGAAGCGGGCUCGAUCGAGCUCUCUGCGAACUGCCCAGACCCAAUUAUCAUCUUCAUGCCAGAGAUUGACAAGGAGACUAUGGGCGGCACAAUGAGACUUGGUAGCCGGCCGACUAUCUUCCAGGAAGGAAGCGAGUGGUCGAAAGUACGCAAAAUGUAUGAGGGGAAGGAAGUCAUCAGUGAGCGUCAUCGUCAUCGAUAUGAGGUUAAUCCCGAGUACAUUGAGCGUCUCGGUGCAGCUGGACUCCAUUUCAUUGGCAAGGACGACAAAAACGUCCGUAUGGAGGUGAUCGAGCUCAAAGACCAUCCUUGGUUUGUUGGUGUACAGUUCCAUCCCAAGUAUCUGUCGCGAGUCUUGCAGCCCAGUAAGCCGUAUUUGGGGUUUGUUUCGGCGGCAAUCGCAAAGCGGGUAGAAACAGAGGGUGUGAAGUUGGCAAUCCGGACAACAAACGGCGUUUGAAUGUGAGAAAACAAAAAUUGUCUGUAGUGCCCGGAGAUUUCAGUUUAGAUUUUAGUAUAGAUUCACUGUUCGAGGUUUGAUAUCCUGGCUGCCAGUGAUGUCCUGGUGUCGUAGAUCAAAAGUUCAUGUGAAACAUGAGCUGUGAUAUCAAGCUCAGCCGUGAUUCACCUCCAAUCACCGGGCACCAUAUCCUAGAAUAGUCCUCGUGUGCAAAGUAACC